Molecule: messenger RNA, 396 nt
Organism: Pipistrellus nathusii (Nathusius's pipistrelle)
Lineage: Eukaryota; Metazoa; Chordata; Mammalia; Chiroptera; Vespertilionidae
Source: the annotation of a GenBank genome assembly
AUGGAGAGCAACAGCCGGGAGCAGCAGGCCAGGAAAUAUUUGGAGAAAUAUCGGAUUAUGGAGUUGCUGAACCUCCUCACUAGUCACCUGCUCUUUUACCAGCCAAAUAAACCAAGAGAGUAUUUAAUAUCUCUAUUAGAACGACUGAGAAUUGCUAAAAUAACAGGUGUGGCUUUCCCUUUCUUCAUGGAUCACUCUAACAUUGUGUCUAUGUUCGAGAUGAUGGACUCUGGACGUAAAGGCAGCAUAUCAUUUGUGCAGUACAAAAGAGCCCUAGAGAACCUGGGUCUGUCAACUGAAGAUGAAGAUUUAAAAGAUGAUGGAAAUGGAAUAACUUUGGAUAAAUUCAAGGACGAAGUGAGCAGAAGGGUUCAGGAAAUAUGGUCAGCAUUUUAA